Messenger RNA from Aspergillus homomorphus CBS 101889, 1689 nucleotides. RefSeq names its product GMC family oxidoreductase. NCBI's taxonomy places the organism in Eukaryota, Fungi, Ascomycota, Eurotiomycetes, Eurotiales, Aspergillaceae. Gene Ontology annotation, molecular function: oxidoreductase activity, acting on CH-OH group of donors; flavin adenine dinucleotide binding. The record is from RefSeq and is a predicted model, not a curated record. The transcript has 3 exons. Bases 1 to 1689 code for a protein of 562 amino acids.
AUGCUUGCGACGGCUUUCUCUCUGGCUGACUAUGAAUUUAUUGUAAUAGGUCCUGGCGCUGGAGGUAGUCCACUCGCCGGUCACAAAACUCUUCUCCUUGAGUCGGGCGACGACCAAGGGGACAAUACCAACUAUAACUUCUGGAACUUCUAUGUCCGGCACUACAGUGAUGACAACCGGCAAGCCCGGGACUAUAAGACAGUUUAUUCCACUCCCACCGGGGAGACAUACGUCGGCCUUCGUCCGCCACCAGGCUCGACAAUGAAGGGCAUCCUUUAUCCUCGCGGCGGCACCUUCGAUGGCUCUGCGGCUCAUAAUGCCCUGACUAGCAUUUAUUCCUAUUGUGGUUGGCUGUCCACCCAAACGUCAUCUUCGGAGGUGGUGCUGGAUGAUCCCCAGUUGCUGGGCUUGUUUCUUGGGGGGGUUGGGGCCCUCGGCAAGCCUGCCAACCUGUUGACGUUGCUGGCUGGGGAUAUCAACACGGAACUACCCAAGCGAGACACUGAGCCGGCCGCCUACCAAAUUCCGGUUCAAACCGACGAUGGUCGUCGGCGCAGUCCCCGCGAGAGGGUUCUCACUGUCAGGGCUGCCGGACACCCUCUCGCCAUUCGAACCAACUGCCAUGUCACGAAAGUCCUCUUCGACCGUUCUGUCUUCCCACCUCGAGCUACUGGGGUCUCCUUUCUUGAAGGGAAACAUCUAUACAGCGCCAGUCCGUUGGCCCGUCAAGAUAACUUUUUCCUAGGUGGGAUUCCCGGUACAGCCAUCCCCUCACGCGAAGUUAUCAUCGCUGGGGGGGUAUCUAAUAGCCCUCAACUCCUCCACCUGAGCGGCAUCGGACCCGCGGAGAACCUACGCCAGUGGGGAAUCGAGCCUCUGGUAAACCUUCCCGGCGUCGGGACCAAUCUGCAAGACCACUAUGAAAUCGUAGUUAUAAGCCGCUUCCCAAAUAAAUCCUCGUUCCUGCAUGGCUGUACUUUCAGCUACCCGGAAGGCCCCGACCCAUGCUACCAACGUUGGCAAAUUCCUAUCCACGGUCAUCGAGCUACCUAUGCUACUGCAGGCUUUCCCGUUGGCCUUCUCUACAAAAGCACAGUGACUACCAACAACACUUGUGAUGUGCUUCUCUUCGGUGGUCCGACCGGCUACCGCGGUUUUUGGCCGGGUUUCAGCGUCAACAUCACCAGUGACCAUAGGAUCUUUGUCUGGGCGGUUCUGGAAGCGCAUCCUCGGAACCGCGCAGGCACCGUUUCCCUAAAGUCGACCGACUCUCUCGAGACGCCGGACAUUGAGUUUAACUACUAUGACACGGGUUCGCCCGGUUACGAGGAAGACCUUCAAGCACAGGUUGAAGGCAUCCUUCUCGCAAGGAACGCAUUAGAGAAGCAACCAACUCCCUUUAAAGAGAUUCUACCUGGCCCAGAGGUUGCGACCAGAGAAUAUAUCAUUCGAUAUGCGCAGGAUACUGCUUGGGGGCACCAUGGCUGCUGCACAUGCCCGAUUGGCGCCGAUGACGAUCCGAUGGCGGUCUUGGAUUCCAAGUUCCGUGUGCGCGGCGUGACAGGGCUGAGGGUUGUGGAGGGAUCAGCUUUCUCGUGGCUUCCCAGUUCCUUCCCGGUGCUGGCCACAUAUAUGAUUGCUGAGAAGGCAGCGGCAGAGAUCCUAAGUGAAACAAAAGAAGAGCUAUAG